Molecule: messenger RNA, 1902 nt
Organism: Oreochromis niloticus (Nile tilapia)
Lineage: Eukaryota; Metazoa; Chordata; Actinopteri; Cichliformes; Cichlidae
Gene: ndufaf1
Product: NADH:ubiquinone oxidoreductase complex assembly factor 1
Exons: 7
Coding region: 472-1386 (304 amino acids)
Biological process (GO): mitochondrial electron transport, NADH to ubiquinone; mitochondrial respiratory chain complex I assembly
Cellular component (GO): mitochondrion
Source: RefSeq, a predicted model, not a curated record
AACGGAAUCGGUGGAUAUAAGAACAUAUACAGUUAGCAGAGAGAGGGAACCAUAUAUGAGUACAGGAGUCAGGACAGUAAUCUUUGAUGCACGGAAGCUGUGUUCAGUGAUUACCUUGUGGCUCCAGUGACAUUUCUGGUCGAAGAGAUAUGUAUCAUAGUGUAUGAUAAAACCUAACCCGAACAAGCCCUGAUGUAUCUACCAGACAUUUGCUGCUCCAUCGUAGUCAACCAUUGUAAAAUCCUUCCAAGAUAGAUUGGACAGAAACUUCUUUACCAUCUUUGCUAAAGUCAUUUUUCAUCAACAUUGUGUUAACACACAUCUGAAUGCACCAGACCAGUAAACUGCGAAAAACUUCUGCUCAGUUUGGAAAUGGACGUGAAGAAAACCCAGGAAUACAUAACUGAAACAAGAAGCUUUUCAUUUUUCUUCAUAACUAUAGUUCAGUGAAACCUGCAGAUCAGCGUUGAAAUGUCCCUGCUGAGGAUCACACACCUCCCUUCUGGGAGGCUGCUGAGCGCCAUCCUCCACCACCAGAGGCUUCUCCCCUCCAUCAUUCCUCUCACUGUGCCAAAAAGGGCUGUGAUCCAGGGUGAAUACAAACGGCCCGGCCAGCCCAGAAAGGCCAAGUUUCCCUGGAAAAAGAUUAACUUUAACUUCUCAAAAGGUUUGGAGGGAAUAAAGAAGCAUUUCACACUCCUGAAAAAGGAGUUUACUGACCGCUGGGUUGGCCCUGAGGGUAAACCGAUUGUUGAGCACAUGCUGGAGCAGAACAGAGCUGUAUGGGAGUUCAGAGGUCCAGAGAGCCUGGGGGAGUGGACGGUGUCCUCUGAUCGUGAGAUUGGAGGCCAUAGUGAAGCUUACCUGAAGCUUGGAAGGAACAAUAAUACCUGUUUUCUGUAUGGGACACUGAGCUCUACUCCCCCACGAGAUGGAGAAACACGCUACAGUGGAUACUGCACUAUGCGCUCAAAACAGCCUCUGGCUUCCUUUGAUAGAAAAAAACACCAUGAUUGGAGCAGUUUUAACACUCUGCAUUUACGUGUACGUGGUGAUGGUCGCCCAUGGAUGAUUAACAUCUCAGCAGAAACAUACUUCUCUCACCAGAAGGAUGACAUAUACUGUUAUUUCCUAUAUACCAGAGGAGGGCCCUACUGGCAGGAUGUUAAGAUUCCUUUCUCCAAGUUCUUCCUUACACAUCGAGGGAGGAUACAAGAUGACCAGCAUCCUGUCUGGCUGGACAAGGUUAACACCAUUGGGUUUACUUUGGGAGACAAAGCUGAUGGCCCAUUCCAGCUUGAAAUUGAUUUCAUUGGUGUCUGUAAAGAUUAUGCACACACAGAGGAGUUUGCCUACGAAGCAUACAAGAGGAACCCAGAAGUCUAAGAACUGUUAAUGCUGCAAUCAGACUGUUGGGACAAAUUUGAACUUAUAUUGACACCAUUUCUGUAAUGUCAUUACAGAAUUCAAACUAUUAAUAUUUAAUGACUCAUGCAGAUUGUUUAUUAUUAAAUGAUGUAUUAAAUACCACAGGAGAACAAAUAAAAAAAGAGACAAGCUCUUGGGUUAAUAACUCUUUUAUAUGAAUGCCUCAAUUCUAGCAAAAGUAAUAAAGCAAAUGAAAUUUUUAAUUACAAGCUUCAAAAUGCAGCAAAACAGGAAAGACUUCAAUCACAUCAAAAUAUUAUUUUAAAAAAGGGAUUAGAGUUGGAGGUAACUGUUUAAAAGAAAUGCACAAUUUGAACCUCAAAGACGCUAGAAAGUAUAUUUAAGCUUCUACUACUUUUCUACAAGGGGCUACAAGAUGCUGCUGAAACUGAAGCUGCAGACAAUGAAAUAUUUACACUUCAACAGGCUGUACAAACGGCCACGAGCAGGCGCAAUAUUUUUAUGCCAUGACAA